UUACUUUAUGAAUCUCGAACAAACAUCACUUGACAGACCCAAAAAAAUAAAAAUGGCUAGUUUUGCAAAUUUCAAAAGUGGUCAUGUGGUGUGCGUACCUUAUCCAGCACAAGGUCACAUAAGUCCAAUGCUCAAACUAGCCAAACUUGUUCAUCACAAUGGCUUUUACAUUACUUUUGUUAACACUGAAUUUAACCACAAACGUCUUCUCCGGUCCAAUGGUCCACAGUCUCUCGAUGGAUUACCGGGCUUCCGGUUCGAGACCAUACCGGACGGCCUCCCAUCGACAGACCACGACGUUGAUGCCACACAACAUGUUCCUUCUCUUUGUGCUUCUACAUCUAAGAAUUGUCUGGUACCAUUUCGCAACCUUAUUAAUAAAAUUAACGCGGAGGGUAACGGCGUUGUUCCUCCAGUGACGUGUAUCGUGUCUGAUGUAAUUAUGAGUUUCACCUUGGAUGCUGCUGAGGAGUUGGGUAUUCCGGAGGUGUUGUUUUGGACUGCAAGUGCUUGUGGUUUCAUGUGUUAUUUGCACUAUCAUCACCUUGUUCAAAGAGGAUACAUUCCUCUCAAAGAUGAAAAUGACAUUAAAAACGGAUACUUGGAAAAGAUGAUAGAUUGGGUCCCUGGAAUAUUGAAAAACAUGAGGUUAAGAGAUUUUCCAAGUUUCAUCAGAACAACAGAUCCUAAUGAUAUUAUGCUUAAUUUCUUCAUAAAUGAAACUGAAAGAAUCUCUAAAGCCUCAGCUAUAGUCUUGAACACAUUUGAUGCCUUUGAACAUAAUGCCUUAAAUGCCCUUUUCGCCAUACAUCCUCAUAUUUACACCAUUGGUCCUUUACAGCUCAUGCUCAAUAACACAAUUGAUGAAAACCUCAAAUCAAUUGGUUCAAAUUUGUGGAAAGAAGAUUUGAGCUGCAUUGAAUGGCUUGAUACAAAAGAGUCAAAUUCAGUUGUUUAUGUGAAUUUUGGAAGUAUAACUGUGAUGAAUUUUGAUCAAUUUAUAGAAAUGGCAUGGGGACUUGCUAAUACUAAGAAGCAAUUUUUAUGGAUCAUUAGGCCUGAUUUAAUUACAGGGGACUCUGUAAAAUUGCCAGAAGAUUUUUUAAGCGAAAUUAAAGACAGAGGGAUGAUAGCCAAUUGGUGUCCUCAAGAGAAAGUGUUGAAACAUCGUGCGAUCGGAGGGUUUUUGACUCACAGUGGAUGGAAUUCAACGUUAGAGAGUGUUUGUGCAGGAGUGCCAGUGCUUUGUUGGCCGUUUUUCGCGGAGCAACAGACGAAUUGUAGGUACAGUUGUAUUGAGUGGGAGAUGGGAAUGGAGAUAGUUGAUCUGAAGAGAAAUGAAGUUGAGAUUCUUGUGAGGGAAUUGAUGGAUGGCGAAAAGGGAAAGAAGAUGAAGUUGAAAGCUAUGAAUUGGAAGGAGGAAGCAGAGAAGGCUGCUAGUCCAGGAGGUUCUUCUUGUAUUAACUUGAACAAUGUGUUAAAUGAGGUGGCAAAUGGUCGGAUUUGAUCAGACUUAAGUUUUAGUUAAACGGGUCAAGUUCAUAAAAUAUAUCACGAUCCAAGUCUAAAUUGUACUAUUCAAAAUAAUGAGCGCUGUCACAGUACGUAUGUGUAUUAAUGGACAGGUGCAUUAUUAGCUCUGA
Molecule: messenger RNA, 1643 nt
Organism: Solanum tuberosum (potato)
Lineage: Eukaryota; Viridiplantae; Streptophyta; Magnoliopsida; Solanales; Solanaceae
Product: 7-deoxyloganetin glucosyltransferase-like
Exons: 2
Coding region: 8-1507 (499 amino acids)
Molecular function (GO): quercetin 7-O-glucosyltransferase activity; quercetin 3-O-glucosyltransferase activity
Source: RefSeq, a predicted model, not a curated record